Echinostoma caproni is the source of this 276-nucleotide messenger RNA. NCBI's taxonomy places the organism in Eukaryota, Metazoa, Platyhelminthes, Trematoda, Plagiorchiida, Echinostomatidae. The record is from the annotation of a GenBank genome assembly.
AUGACAAACUCCCAGAAGUCCAUCGCCUUGUGUGAGCACUUCCAGAGCGUACACACGAAGGAUGAGGUCAUCCUGCAACCCAUGCACCAGCCGGCAGGAUCCACGCUGAUGGAGGAAAUCAUUUUCCUACCGGACGAGGUGGAAAAUACUCUGGUGAUUUUAGAUAGGGAAAAAGCGGUGGGACCGGACGAAAUCCACCCGGCACUGCUUGGGCCUCUAGGGAAUAUCCUGGCUGCCCCGUUAGCUCGCCUAUUCAAUCUGUCCAUGGCGACAGCC